This is a messenger RNA of Hibiscus syriacus, 2487 nucleotides long. Its product is annotated as pentatricopeptide repeat-containing protein At1g71490-like. Gene Ontology annotation, biological process: RNA modification. Gene Ontology annotation, molecular function: protein binding; RNA binding. The record is from RefSeq and is a predicted model, not a curated record. Lineage: Eukaryota; Viridiplantae; Streptophyta; Magnoliopsida; Malvales; Malvaceae.
UGAAAUGAAGCGUCUUUUUUAGAAUGUGUGCAACCUUGAUUCUAAUUCUUCACUCGCCAGGGUUGUCGGUUUUUGAUUAGUUUUUCCAAGCUGCAUGUGGCAGAUGUCGGUAAAGUCAUGUGUAUGGUUCUCAUUUAUACUUGUAACUCUCAUAUCACAUACUUAUGUAGUGUAUGCCAUCUUCAUCAUCUCGUUUAGUGUUACAAGGCCUGUCUAUAUCCCGAAUCCAGAAGUUCAUUCCUAAAAAGUGGAAACAAAGUGUCAAACCUGUAGAUUUUCUAUCCGACAAACCGUCUGAAUCAUAUGAUUGUGAAAAGAAUGAGUUGAAUACUUUCACAACUGAUUUUGCAUCUAUGAUAGAGAACCUUGUUGCAUCUUUCAAGGAACUUUUAACCCAAGGACAUAUACUGAAGGCAUUUAAAUCAUAUUCUCUUAUUCGGCUCCACGUCUCUUCCAUUGAUUCUUAUGAUGUUAUCUUACAUCCCGUCUCUCGUCUUCUUGUAUCGUGCACCAACCUUAAAUGCUUCCGCCAGGAAAAACAGCUUCAUGCCCAAAUCAUCUCGCUGGGUUUGGAACAACACCUUCUUCUGGUUCCCAAGCUCGUCACAUUUUACUCUAAAUUUAAUCUUUUGUAUGAUGCUCGGGUUGUUGCCGAGAAUUGUACAUUUUUGCACCCGUUACCCUGGAAUUUGCUUAUAUCUUCGUUUGUUAAGAACGAGCUUUAUAAAGAGGCACUUUCUGCCUAUAAAAAAAUGGUGAAUAAGGGGAUUAUACCCGAUAAUUUCACCUACCCGUCUGUUUUGAAGGCUUGUGGUGAGGAACUGGAUGUCGUUUUUGGGAGGAUGGUUCAUAGGUCAAUUAGUGCUAGUUGUCAUGAGUGUAACCUGUAUGUGCAUAAUGCUUUGAUUUCCAUGUAUGGAAAAUUUGGACAACUGGAUGUUGCUCGUGAUUUAUUUAACAAAAUGCUGGAUAGGGAUGAUGUCUCUUGGAACACGAUGAUCAGUUGUUAUGCCUCCAAGGGCAUGUGGGGGGAAGCAUUUGAGAUCUUUAAUCGCAUGCACGCCGAAGGUGUCGAGCUGAAUUUUAUAGCUUGGAACACCAUAGCUGGAGGAUGCUUGCGAACCGGGAAUUUUAAGCGUUCUCUGGAGUUGCUUUCUCAGAUGAGAAGUAAUGGAUUUCAUUUGGAUCCAGUGGCAGUGAUCAUCGGGUUAGGGGCCUGCUCACAUAUAGAAGCCUUGAAAUUAGGGCAAGAGAUUCAUGGUUCUGCGAUUCGGAGUUGUUGUGAUGAGUUUGAGAAUGUUAGAAACGCAUUGAUUACGAUGUAUUCUAGGUGCAAAGACAUAAGAAAUGCCGAUCUUUUGUUUCGGUCAAUGGAAGAAAGGAGUAUAAUUACUUGGAACGCGAUGCUUUCUGGUUACACUCACUUGGAUAAGUCCGAAGAAGCAUCUUUCCUAUUUCAGGAGAUGUUGCUUUCUGGGGUUGAACCCAAUUAUGUUACGAUUGCCAGCAUCCUGCCUCUUUGUGCUAGAGUGGCAAAUCUGCAACAUGGCAAAGAAUUCCACUGCUACAUUAUCCGACGCAAAGUUUUUGAGGAUUAUUUGUUAUUGUGGAAUGCUCUUGUCACAAUGUAUGCAAGGUCGGGAAAACUCCUUGCAGCUAAGCGCGUAUUCGAUUUAAUGCAGAAGAGGGAUGAAGUUACCUAUACUUCUUUGAUUGCUGGAUACGGGAUGCAGGGCGAGGGACACACUGCUGUGAAGCUAUUUGAAGAGAUGGUUAAUCUCCAGAUCAAACCGGAUCAUAUAACGAUGGUGGCUGUCCUAUCAGCUUGCAGUCAUUGUGGUCUAGUAGUCGAAGGCCAACGUUGGUUUAAAAAGAUGCAAAGUUUGUAUGGUCUAGUUCCUCGUUUGGAGCACUUUUCUUGUAUGGUUGAUCUCUACGGGAGGGCCGGAUUGUUGAAUAAAGCAAAGGAAACCAUCACACGGAUGCCGUAUAAGCCGACUGCCGCCAUGUGGGCGACUAUCUUGGGAGCUUGUAGGAUCCAUGGAAACACAGUUAUAGGGGAAUGGGCGGCCGAGAAACUCUUGGAGCUUAGACCUGAGAAUUCAGGAUACUAUGUGUUGAUUGCUAACAUGUAUGCAGCUGCCGGUUGUUGGAAUGAACUAGCGAAAGUCAGGACUCUGAUGAGGGAUUCGGGUGUAACAAAGUCUCCCGGUUGUACUUGGGUGGACGUCGGAUCUGUAUUUACCCCAUUUGUCGUGGGGGACACAUCAAAUCCUUACGCAUCGGAUAUUUACCAAGCGCUGGAUGGACUGACCGAACUGAUGAAGGAUGAUGGUUAUGUUGCUUCGAACACAAUGGUUUUGGACGGUGAAACUCUUGAGGAAACCGGAUGAAGCCUGGAUUAUAUAUACGGUGUGGUUCACUGAUGGUGUUUAGUCCCCAAAAAGAGUAAACACAUUUUUUCUAUAGGAGAUUCGAUGAUGGGUA